Messenger RNA from Sceloporus undulatus (fence lizard), 2346 nucleotides. RefSeq names its product nucleolar protein 11 (gene NOL11). Bases 166 to 2310 code for a protein of 714 amino acids. Gene Ontology annotation, biological process: maturation of SSU-rRNA. Gene Ontology annotation, molecular function: RNA binding; protein binding. The record is from RefSeq and is a predicted model, not a curated record. Gene Ontology annotation, cellular component: nucleus; nucleolus. NCBI's taxonomy places the organism in Eukaryota, Metazoa, Chordata, Lepidosauria, Squamata, Phrynosomatidae. The transcript has 18 exons.
UUAAGCCGAGUCCGCUACCGAAAUGGAAGACAUUUUAACUCGACGUGCCGCUCUUUCCCUAAACUCUGUCGCCCUUGUUGCAAGGAGCCCAGGAGGUGGGCGGGGCUCUUCUGGCGCAGGCGCACAAGGCUUUCCUCCUGUCCUCCUCGCGUGGCCUCCUCGAAGAUGGCGUCCUUCUGCGAGGAGUUCUCCCUGUGUUCCUUGGCGGCGGCGGCGGCCCUUCCGCAGGCGCCCUUGGGCCUGGAGCCCGACGCCGACCGGGUGCUGCUCACGGAGAGGGGCCGCACGGUGACGCUUUACCAGGUUUCCGACCAAAAACCUUUGGGUUGCUGGUCAGUCAAACAAGGCCAAACAAUUACAUGCCCAGCCGUGUGCAAUUCUGAAACAGGAGAGUUUGUUAUUGUUCAUGAUGACAAGGUUUUACAGAUAUGGAAGGAGGAUGACACUAACUUGGACAAAGUUUUUAAAGCCACAUUGUCCGCAGAUGUAUAUCGGAUACAUUCUCUGCCUCAUACUGAACCCCUGGUCCUGUUCAAGUGUGGUGCUGUGAAGAGUUUGGAUGCUUUGCUAGCUGCACCUCAGCAAGAAAUUGAAAAUAUUGUUUCAGAUGAGGUUAUUAGAUGGAGUAAUGCAUUCAUGGGAGUUGAACAGCCUAUUCUUACAUUUAUUACUGAGCAGAAUGGAAAUUACUUCGUAUACAUUCAUCAGUGUAAUAAAUGUGUCCUUCAGAAGUUUAAACUUGAACCAGGGAGUGAGUCAUCUACACCACUGAGCUUUGCAGGAUAUUUGAACAACAAAAUUGUUACACUCUUUUGUUUGUAUUCAAAUGGCUGUGUGUUUAAAGUUCUUGUGCCACUAUCACAAAGUGAUUCUGAGGAAGAGCAAGUUCUGUCAAAGUCACUCCUGGUCAGGCUUGUAAUAUCUGGCAGCAUUUUAAAAGGAACUUCAAUUGUCAUUCUUGAUAAAGAUCAUAUUGCUGUAGCAGGAUACCUGGAUGUCCCUGAUAGUAAUGUUAAAGAUUAUUUUUCCAUAUGGAAUAUAACAUUCCAAACAUUGCAGGCUUCAAAAGAAUUGCCACAGGGAACCACUGGACAAUGCUGGUGUUAUGGAGACAAACUCUUUGUAACACAUGGUAAGGAGAUAAGAGUGAUUCUGUAUAAGUGUGAAACCUCCUCCUUAGCUGCUGCUGUCGGGAAAAUCAAAGAUAUGCAAACCUCAGGAAUGAAGCCUAUCUCUGUGAAUUGGAAUGCACUUCAGGAAGAUGAUGUGAUAGGUGUACAGCCAGAGCAGCCUCCACCUGCUAAGAGACAGUUGAGGUCUAGAAAGAGCACUCAGCUGGAGACCCUCACAGCUGAACAACUUCUUUUAAUUAUCAAGGAUUCCUCUGAGAAUAUAGUAGAAGAUAAGGUGAUGGCAUUUUUAUCCAGUACUCAGACACCCGAAUUUCAAGCAUCAGUUGGAUACAUAGUAUCUGCUCUUGUAAACAGGUGUAAAGCAGACUCAUCAUUUUUUCCUCAUGAGUGCCUGGUGCAACUGGUCCAAACACAAGGCCUUUCCUACAGUUUGUGCCCUGACUUAAUGGCAGUUGCCUUGGAGAAAACAGAUGUACACUUGUUACAGCUGUGCCUGCAGCAGUUUCCUGACAUCCCUGAAGCAGUUAUUUGUGCUUGUCUGAGGACUUUCCUGAGCAUUGGUGAUGACCGCCUUGAAGCAACAAAUGUCAACCUAGAUUCUUUAGCAUGUUGUGUUCGUAAUGUACACAACAAUAAACUGGAAAAACAAUCUAAAGUUAUGCAGAAUGGCUUCAGUUCUGAGCCCCUGGAAGAAGACGGCUGUGAGGCACAGUUAACAGAGAAAUCCUGUGAAACAGAAAAAAAGGAAAUGUGUCCUGUGGGACCGAGAAAAGCAGCUUUACUAAAUACUAUUCUUUGUUCAGCAUAUAGUGAAACAUUUCUUUUGCCUCAUUUGAAAGAUCUCUCUGCCGAACAAGUCAUUUUGUUUCUCCAAUAUUUGCAGUACCUGUAUAUGAAAUGCAGUGUAGAGGCUACUACAGACUUUUCUGGCAUAUUUUCUGUGACCAUAAACCAGAUCAUGGACUGGAUAUACCUUCUUCUGGACGCUCACUUUACAGUUGUUGUAAUGUUGCCAGAAACAAGAAGACUGCUUUCUACAUUACAUACAUUUGUAAGAGCCCAAGCACGUUUUUACUCUGAUCUGAACAAGAUUGAAGGAAGCCUGAAAGAGUUACAGAGGAUACAUCGACCGAAAGAUGUUGGCUUAUAUUCUAUUGAAGUUAUAAAACUUAUUUGAAAUUGAUACAUUUAUCAUAAAAUUGUUGUAAAUCCA